Molecule: messenger RNA, 213 nt
Organism: Lactuca virosa
Lineage: Eukaryota; Viridiplantae; Streptophyta; Magnoliopsida; Asterales; Asteraceae
Source: the annotation of a GenBank genome assembly
AUGUGGUCAACAGAGGAUUUGAGUAACAGACAACCUUUUGAAAUUGAAGAUGGUGGGUUUGGAUGUGGAAAAGUUGUUAUGACACAAAUGACGAGAGAUAUCGAGAGACCAUCUAAUGUGAAAGAUAAUCUUUAUGCAACUACUGAGGAAUAUAAAGAGAAUUUUGAUAAGAUGUUCAAUAAAGUUUCAGCCAGAAAGGAGGACAUCUAUUGA